GACAGAGUAUAUAUAUACACAUAUAUAUAUAUAGAGAGAGAGAGAGAGAGAGAGUGAGUGUAUAUGUGUGAGAAAGGAGAAUGAUGGAAAGGUACUGGUGGGGAUGAAAAUGCUAGGCACCUUCUAUGGCGCACUACCAAAGAAAAAAAUUACAAAGGCAAGAAAGGCCACAAAGCAACAUUUGAACCGAAACACAAACAUCAACCAAAAAAAAAAAAAAAAAAACAACAAAUUCUGGACUUCUUGUGGGCCCCACUUCCGCCAUAGCCAAGAACCACUGCCCACCUCAACUCCUCCCAUAUCCUAAACCCAUCAUUGCCAUCAAAGAAUCUCUCUCUUUCUCACCACUAUUUGCGCCCCAAGAGAAACAGUUCCAUUUCUCUCCAUUUCCCACUAAGACUCUGCUUCAAAGAAAAGAGAAAACCAGAGCUUUCUUCUUUUUUUUUUUUUAAAUGGAAGUUGUUUUUUCCUGUUUUCUUCUAUCUUUUGCUAUCUGUUCAGUUAUGAGUAGCUGCUAAAGGGGCUUUGCUUUUGUGUUUUUGGAUUUGCCUUUUGGGUCUUUGGAGUAAUGGGGAACUGCUGUUGCAGAAGAGAACCUUCCAUUUACAGAGUAUCUUCCAAUGCAAAAUCAGAGUCUCCAAAGGACCAGAGUCCCUCAGUGAAGCCUAGGAAGGAAGUCAAAAAGUUACCAUCAAAUCCCGAGGAAGUUGAGAGCUUACGCCGCGAUUCUGCGGCGAAUCCACUAAUCGCAUUCACCUUCAAUGAGCUAAAGCAAAUGACUGACAAUUUUAGGCCGGAUCGGAUGUUGGGCGGUGGAGGAUUUGGUAGUGUCUACAAAGGGUUCAUAACUGAGGGCUUACGAGAAGGACUUAAACCACUUCCGGUGGCUGUAAAAGUUCAUGAUGGUGAUAACAGUCAUCAAGGACAUAGAGAAUGGCUGGCAGAAGUUAUAUUUUUGGGGCAGCUUUCACAUCCAAAUUUGGUUAAGCUGAUUGGGUAUUGCUGUGAGGGCGAGCACCGGGUGCUGAUAUAUGAGUACAUGGCUCGUGGCAGUGUCGAAAAUAAUUUAUUUUCAAGAGUGUUGCUCCCUAUGCCAUGGUCCAUAAGAAUGAAGAUUGCAUUUGGUGCUGCAAAGGGGCUUGCCUUUCUUCAUGAAGCUGAGAAACCCGUCAUUUAUCGCGAUUUUAAAACAUCCAAUAUUCUUCUGGACCAGGACUAUAAUGUAAAGCUGUCUGACUUUGGCCUAGCGAAAGACGGGCCGGAGGGUGACAAAUCUCACGUUUCUACACGCAUAAUGGGGACAUAUGGCUAUGCUGCACCCGAAUAUAUCAUGACAGGCCAUUUAACUCCUAGAAGUGAUGUAUACAGCUAUGGUGUUGUUCUUCUUGAGCUUUUAACAGGAAGAAAGUCGUUAGACAAGUUGCGACCGGCGCGGGAGCAAAACCUCACCGAUUGGGCUCUUCCCUUGCUUAAAGAGAAGAAGAAGUUACUCAACAUCAUAGAUCCAAGACUGGAAGGAGAUUAUCCCAUCAAAGGAGUUCACAAGGCAGCCAUGCUAGCUUAUCAUUGCUUGAACCGAAACCCGAAGGCGAGGCCUCUGAUGAGAGACAUAGUAGAUUCCUUGGAGCCUCUUCAGGUCACUGGGGAAGUUUCUGAUGAGAAAAGUACCAUAACUGUGAUUACUGCCCAGGGCCCAGUUGCUGAAGUUAAAAUGAAAGAUGAUAUAAAGCUCUACUAAUUGCCAUUGCCACUGAUUUCUUUUCAAUAGUAUAUAGGUUUUCUUUUGUGUAUUUGAAACAAGAAAAACAUUUUUUUUUCCCAACUUUUUUCCCUGGGUACAAGUACAUGGUUUUGGUGAGAACUAGCUAUUGGGAUACUGUAACAAUACGUAAAGAUCAAACAUAAAUGACAGGUACUGUAGUAGAAUGUUAGUAAGCAUCUGGGCAUAGGUGAUAAUGAUAUAU
Molecule: messenger RNA, 1964 nt
Organism: Morus notabilis
Lineage: Eukaryota; Viridiplantae; Streptophyta; Magnoliopsida; Rosales; Moraceae
Product: probable serine/threonine-protein kinase PBL16
Exons: 6
Coding region: 569-1738 (389 amino acids)
Biological process (GO): protein phosphorylation
Molecular function (GO): ATP binding; protein kinase activity
Source: RefSeq, a predicted model, not a curated record